ACCCUGAUCAAGUUCUCAGAACCAAACUUUCCUGUGGGCAAUCCAAUUUCUCGAAGCGCUACUCAGCGAUCCAUGAGAGGAAUCUAGAGUGCUAGGUCCAGACAAGUUAGGAGGAAUAUAAUUACUCUUGAUAUUUUUAGUAUUUCUUUUAAAAUACUAAAGGGUUAUAUUGUUAUAUUAAUAUUUUUUAAAUCAUUUUACUAUCAUAUGGUGCCCAUCUUCAAUUACUGCAUACAAGUAGGUUUUCAAAAAUCGACUAAUUUUCUGAAAAGAAGAAAAAGAGUAUAAUAUUUAGGGGGUGUUUAAUAAAUCAAUUUAAUCACUUAAUUUGACUUAAUAAUUUAAUUUAAAUCAUUAAAUAUAUUAAAUAUGUUUGAUAAAAUAAGGGUAGAUGAAGAGAGGCGAUGUAUUGUUCGAUCAGAGGAUCAACUAACACAAGAAUAGAAAUCUAGUUGCAUUUUAUGCCCCCUCAUUACAUCAACACCCUCCAAAUAAUGCUAAAAAAAGGAGGAAAUCCUUUUUCCUGAUCUUUUUCUUUAGUACUUCUAGAUCUAGACAAAGAAGUUGAAAAAAAUCUGAAGGGAUCUUCCAUGUGAGCAUUUCCUUAUACAAACAAUAAAUGCAUUCAUUCUACCAUUUUGUAUAGGCAUGCCAUAAACGUGAGAACAUACACACUCCAUUAUUGCAGGUUUCUUGGCACUUUCCGGGCUCACGAAUUUUACAUUUGUCGCUAAUUGUUCUAACAUCUUGAAGAUGGCCAAGGUCCACCCUCAAAGACCUGCUCCUCCUUCUCCACCUUCUGAUUCUUACAUCACUUCAAGGAGGGAGACUUUUACUCUGUGGAUGAAAUCACUUGUCAUACGAGGAAAUGGAUACACUGUCUUCAAUUCUGAUGGCGAGAUUGUUUAUCGGAUGGAUAAUUAUGACAAGAAGUGCAGCAGUGAAGUUUAUCUCAUGGAUCUUCAGGGCAAAGUUCUCUUCACCAUACUUCGAAGGAAGCUACGCGUUUUUGGAAGAUGGGAGGGGUAUAAAUGCAGUGGUUCAAAGGUGGGCAGUCAGAAGCCAUGUUUUCAAGUCAGAAAACAUUGCAGAAUUCUGGGAGGAGGUUCAUCAUGUGAAGUUACAGUGAGGCCUAAUGAAGCUCAAUCAUAUCAUUACAGAAUACAGGGCUUGGCCGGUAAAUCAACAUUCAAGAUUGUAAACAGUGAAGGAGGAGUCAUGGCAGAGGUAAAGCAAAAGCAAACAUCUUCAGGAGUAGUGCUGGGAGAUGAUGUAUUGGACUUGGUGGUGGAGCCCCAUGUUGAUCAUUCCCUUGUCAUGGCUCUUGUGGCAGUAUGCGGACUGAUCCACCAUAGAAUGUGAAAUAAACUUCUCCCCAUGAAGAUAGUAAAGCUGACUUGAAGAUAAAAGAGGCCAGGGUUUUCCAAAGUUUCAUCAACUUCAUCAUACCAGUGAUGAAAGAAAGACCAACACCAUUUUGAAAUGACCCAAUGAAAAUCUGGCAUAUACAGGGACGAUGGAGUCUGAGGGCUUUGAAGAGGCUCAGGGUUCAUGUCAUGAAUGUGAUGAAAAAGAUUUGAAGAACACUCAAGGAAAUGGGAAAUUUGAUGGAAUAGUCUGCUAUACAUGUUUCAGAUAAAAUCCCAAUUCUUUCAUGAUGUAAAAGGGCCAUCAGUGUCAUCACAUUCAAAUAAUCAAAUGACCUUUUUCA
This is a messenger RNA of Vitis vinifera (wine grape), 1711 nucleotides long. Its product is annotated as protein LURP-one-related 4. The transcript has 4 exons. The record is from RefSeq and is a predicted model, not a curated record. NCBI's taxonomy places the organism in Eukaryota, Viridiplantae, Streptophyta, Magnoliopsida, Vitales, Vitaceae. Bases 754 to 1362 code for a protein of 202 amino acids.